This is a messenger RNA of Mobula hypostoma (lesser devil ray), 3895 nucleotides long. It is a transcript of the gene parga, whose product is annotated as poly (ADP-ribose) glycohydrolase a. Gene Ontology annotation, cellular component: nucleus; cytoplasm. Bases 534 to 3224 code for a protein of 896 amino acids. The record is from RefSeq and is a predicted model, not a curated record. Gene Ontology annotation, molecular function: poly(ADP-ribose) glycohydrolase activity. Lineage: Eukaryota; Metazoa; Chordata; Chondrichthyes; Myliobatiformes; Myliobatidae. Gene Ontology annotation, biological process: regulation of DNA repair; nucleotide-sugar metabolic process; ATP generation from poly-ADP-D-ribose. The transcript has 18 exons.
UAUGCUGUAUCUGAUCCAGAGUAACAAUCAUUUUGUUUUCCUUUACGCUCUUGUACCGAAGAAUAUCAAUAAACGAUCUUGAAUCUUUAAGUCAUUUUAAUUGCUCCAUUAGCUAAUGGAAUAAAUGAUAGAUUGAUAAUUGAGGAAGAUGUCGGAAGUGAAAAUAUAUCGGAAGAAUUAAUUACGUUAAUUUAUCUAAACGUGCAUUGCCCUAAAGGAUUGAGAGUUUGAGUCGGUCAGGUAAACCGCAGCGUUGCUGCUACCAUUGCAACAAUUGCUGACGUAAUAUGGAAGCCACGUCCUUCGCUGUUUAGUGCCUUCAGCUGUCAGUCAUGACGCACAAGGUAGCAAGGCAUGCCGGGAUUUGUAGUCCUACUCCUCGUCAUCCGUAAUUGGGACUCAGCUCCGCCUCACAGAUAGGAAACUACAGCGCUCGAGGACGGGGAGGAAGUGAAAGACGCCGCAAAGCGGACGUGUCAGAUCACGAAGAAGAGUGGGCAGAUUUAACCACGGACGAAAGUAAAGAUUUAAGGAUGGACCAAACCAGCACAGAAAAGCUGCAAGUCAAAGAAGGAAGAUUAGAAGAAUCACCUGAUGAAAGAGUAAGCAAGAACAUGUGGACGGACCAGUUUAUGCAAAAAGAAAAUGUGCUUAUUACUUCAGAAAAUAAAUCGAGCAAGGGAAAAUCAGCAGAAUGUUGUGAGUCUGAAGAGAAGACUCAAAAAUCAAAAUGGAAAAAUCCACUCGUCUUAGAGGCUCGGAGACCUGAAAAGAUCAUCAAAAGUGUGGACAGACACACUUGCGAAAGUGAGGGAGGUCACCAAAAACCGCCAAAGUCCAACUUGGAAAGUUCUGAUUCUAUAGACAAAGUUAAGGGCAUUAUUCCAGAUAAAAAGAAGUGCAAGACACUGGAGGGAUGGUUAAUAAAACCUGGUUUCAAAGAUCCAAGAGAUACAGUAGUCACUCAGGCUGGUGAAAAAAGCACUAUUAAAGAGGAUCAUGAGUUGAGAGCCCUUGAGACCAUGAACUCAACUGAAGAUCCACUUGAGGAGACUUACAUUGUUCCUGAGAGUCCACUCUCUGAUUUUGGCUGUGAAGAAUGUAUCCCUGGCACAACUGGAACUGAGAAACAAGAAAGUGGGAAGGGAAAUCCAGGAGACUGGCUUACUGCUAAGAAAGAGAGUGAGUCUAUUUUUCCUGUGCAGUUAGUCUGUGCAGGUAAUAACCCUCAUGAAUCAGACGCUGACCUUGCAUGCUUCACGGCCAAAAUGUCAGAAAAUCUUGAGGACCCUUCCCUUUGCCACAAAGUUAAUUGUGUUAGGACUUAUUCUGGUAAUAAAAAUGAGGAAGAUAUGAUGGAGGUGGACAGGGCUGUACAACGUGAAUACGAGGAUUCGUUCUCAAAAGUAAAGAAGAAAACAGUUCAUGGUUUAAAGGAGGGGGUGCUGAAGCCAGAGCAAAAAGUGUACCCGUCAACAAGUUCCCCUUCACAGCUGGGAAGUUCAAAAGGCCCAACAAAGGUACCUACAAAAAUCACUGAUCAUUUCGAGUACCUGACCAGAAAACCGCAAAGGAUAUAUGAUAAGAGAUGUUUGACUUUUAGAAGAGGGAAUUGCAUGGAAGAUAAGAAGCCUUUUCGAGGAAGGCAUACUGGAGACGUCAAAUGGCUUGGAACUCCAAUCAGUGAGAUGAGAAGAAUGCCAGAAUGCAGUGGCACUUUGCCAGUUUUAAGAGCAUCUAACAACCAUUUAGUAACCAUUCAAACAGACUUGAAAAGCGGUGAUGUUCCUCGACCUUUUCCCACAUACUACAAAGAUGCCUGGGAUGAAGAUCAUGUGAAAAUGCCUUGCUCUGAUCAAAAUCUUUUUCCUGUUGAAAAUGAGAACGGAAGCAAGCGUGUGAGCAGUCGAUGGGAAUUGAUUCAAACAGCAUUGUCAAGAAAGUUUGGCAAUUCACUGGACGUUAAGGAUGCAAUACUGAAGUACAAUGCAGGAUAUGCAAAAAAAUGGGACUUCACUGUCCUGAAUUACCUUUGCACUGAGGUUUUAGAUGAUGUGGAAACACAGCAUCUUCUACAGUCCAUUUUGCCGGAGAUGGCUCAACUAGCACUACGGCUACCUACAGUUUGUACGCAGCCGAUACCAUUGCUUAAGCAGAAGAUGAAUCACUCCAUCACAAUGUCACAAGAACAAAUAGCCUGCCUUCUGGCCAAUGCCUUUUUUUGUACAUUUCCACGACGGAGUAAUAAAGCAAAACCCGAAUACUCUAAUUUCCCGGACAUAAACUUCAAGAAAUUGUUUGAAGGAUCUUCACUCAAGAAGGUCGAAAAGCUUAAAACCUUAUUCUGCUAUUUCAGAAAAGUCACAGAGAAAAAACCUACAGGUCUGGUAACUUUUCAGAGACAGUGUCUACAGAACUUUCCAGAAUGGGAACGGUCUACAAAGAAGUUGACCCGGCUCCAUAUCACGUGUGAAGGGACAAUUGAAGACAAUGGACGUGGGAUGUUACAGGUGGAUUUUGCAAAUAAAUUUGUUGGAGGUGGCGUCACACGUGGUGGCCUCGUGCAGGAAGAAAUAAGGUUUUUGAUCAACCCCGAGCUCAUUGUUUCACGACUGUUUACAGAAGCCUUGGACUACAAUGAAUGUCUCAUCAUUACUGGCACAGAGCAGUACAGCAUCUAUGAAGGCUAUGCAGAUACAUACAGAUGGGUCAGGAGCUGCAAUGAUACGACUCCCAGGGAUGCUUGGCAGAGGCACCAUACAGAGAUUGUAGCCAUAGAUGCGUUGCCUUUCAGAUAUUAUCAAGAACAAUUUUCCCCUGAUAAUAUAAAGAGAGAAAUUAAUAAGGCUUUUUGUGGGUUUUUUCGGCCAGGAGUUGAUCCCCGAAAUCUUUCAGCUGUAGCCACAGGGAACUGGGGUUGUGGAGCUUUUGGAGGAGAUGCCAGGUUAAAAUCAUUGUUGCAGAUGAUGGCAGCAGCAGAAGCAGGGCGAGAUGUAGUGUACUUCACCUUCGGGGACCGAGAACUAAUGACCGAGAUACACGACAUGCACAAGUUCCUAAUUGAAAAAGAGCAGACUGUCGGUCAAAUAUACAAACUUCUGGAACGAUACUGGAGUGAAGUGUGCAGGCCCUGUUCUUUUUCAAGACCAAACAUUAAACUCUAUAACUUCAUUUAUGAUUCAGUAGUUUUGUACUUGGAAUCAACGGACGAGGAUGAUGAAUGACAACAAUUUAAAUGCCGUCUUUAAACUCAUCAUCGCAAUUAUCCUGCCACAUGAUCCUGAUAUUAGAGGCCCAUUCUUAUAUUAAAAAAAGUCUUGCAAAACAUGGUCUGUAUUCUGACGUGAAUAUUUUCUGAAGUAUUUUUGGUAUGAGCGCUUGUCAGUGAUAGCAGUCAAAGCCACAGUGGAACUUCAGGGAGAGAACAGUUUGAAUCUGUUAGCUCAUGGGCUAACCAGCGCAAUAUAUACUUAUUCUAUAUACUACAUAUUACGCAAUUAUUAUAAAAAAUAGCAACUGAAUAAAUUAAUAUUAAUGUAAUUACUCUAAAGGAAUAAACAAAUUAUCUUUUUUCUUUGGGGAAAAAUCUCUGCUUUAAGUCAGAGUUGAAAUCCCAGCAUGCUUUUGUUAAUCUUGGCCGCAGAGAAUGUCAGAUGUAAAUUGAAGGAACAGGCACAUAGGCUUGCACCAUGAAACAAAACAAUAAAAUGGUCGUCUUCAUUUUAUUUUAAAAAUACCUAAGAUUUCAAAUACCAAUUGUGUAUUCUUUUAGACUGUGGAACACAAUGCUGAAAAUAUUCUAGAAUGUUGUUGCUGUCUAACUCAUCAGUGGCAGCCAUAAAGGCCAAUGUGUAAAAAGGUAUUUUUUUUAGUUGUCUGAAUAAAAAUCUUCUGU